Salvia miltiorrhiza (redroot sage) is the source of this 893-nucleotide messenger RNA. RefSeq lists its product as uncharacterized. The transcript has 3 exons. The coding region runs from base 93 to 638 and encodes 181 amino acids. Lineage: Eukaryota; Viridiplantae; Streptophyta; Magnoliopsida; Lamiales; Lamiaceae. The record is from RefSeq and is a predicted model, not a curated record.
AUCACAAUCUUCCAUCAAUCCACAUUUCGUCUUGGUUCCUUUACUAAGAGAUCUCUCGAAGCCCAAGUGACAAAAUACCCUUACACUAUCGAAUGGCUUCUUCGAUGAAAUCGUGUUUGAUUCUCUUCUUGGCUUGCUCCUUCUUUAUUCAGGCAGCUAUUGCCGCAGCUGAGGUGAUCUGCGAGAAUCUGCCGGAGAAUCUCUGCGCCUUCGCCGUGGCGACGUCGGGAAAGAGAUGCGCGCUGGAGAAUUACAAGGACGAAGGGGGCAGCGGCGUGGAGUACACGUGCACGGCGUCGGAGGAGGUGGUGGAGAGAUUGAGCGGCCACAUCGAGUCCGACGAGUGCGUGGCUGCGUGUGGCCUCGACCGCCGAUCCGUCGGGAUUUCCUCUGACGCAUUCAUGACGCCGGAGUUCAUCUCCAGCCUCUGCUCGCCGCCGUGCUUCCAGAACUGCCCCAACAUCGUCGACCUUUAUUUUAACCUUGCCGCCGGCGAAGGUGUGUUUUUGCCGAUACUAUGUGAGAAGCAGAAAUCGAACCCCCACCGUGCGAUGUUGGAGCUUCUUAGCAGCAGCAGCGGCACCUAUGCUAUGGUGGAUAAUUCCUUUGCUCCGGCUCCGGCUCCAUCACCUUUUUAAUAUAAAUAAAUAAAAUAUAUAUAUAUUCAUAUAAAUACAUAUUUAUAUAGAAUUUUGAACUCAUAAUUCUUAAAUUAUUAAUAAGAAAAGAAAUGAGAAGCAAAGGGGUAUUGUUGGUAAAGCAGCUAUGUCUUGAGGGUAAAGUCGGGAUUGUCUGGCUUGGUUGUUUUGUAUUGAGUUUUUUCAUGUUUUUGUGUGGUUUUGUAAUGUUAUUAAUUAUAAAUUUUUAUUAAUAUCUUUUUAUUAGAAGGUGUC